Molecule: messenger RNA, 843 nt
Organism: Humulus lupulus (European hop)
Lineage: Eukaryota; Viridiplantae; Streptophyta; Magnoliopsida; Rosales; Cannabaceae
Exons: 3
Coding region: 1-843 (280 amino acids)
Source: RefSeq, a predicted model, not a curated record
AUGUCACAAGAUCAGGAAACAUCAAUUUCAGAUAUGCUAAAAACAUUGGUGGCUUCAACUAUACAGACCCAAGUUAUUCUUCAGAGUACAGAAGCGUCUCUCAAGAAUUUGGAGAGUACUAUGGGAAAAAUUGCUACAUCAUUGAAUAAUCUUGAGGUUGAGAAUAUUGGAGAAUUACCCACAGAAAUGGAGAGUAAUUUAAUAGAGAAUGAUAGUACCUUAUCUCUCCAAAGUGGUACACAACUUGACACGCCACCUUAUCCAGACAUAACAUUUGAUCUAAUUCCAACUCAAGAAGUCAACAAUUCAACCCCAAAAGCAUCUCCUCCACUAGAGAUUGAAACUUUCACAUUGACAAAAUUUAAGAAUGAGGAGGAAAAUAAGGUGAUCCUUAAAAUCAAUAUUUCGCUCCUUAAAACUAUUAAGCAAGUACCACCAUAUGCUAAGCUUCCUAAGGAGUUGUCCACAAAUAAAAGGAAACUGAAGAGUGAUAAAAAGAUAAGUGUGGGGGAGAAUGUUUCUACUAUUCUCCAAAGGAAGUUGCUACCCAAGUGUCAAGACCUUGGGGUGUUUAUAAAUCCAUACACUAUCGGGUUAUUAAAAGAAGCUAGUGUUAUUAUCCGAUUGGCUAAUCACACUAAUGCGUAUCCCCUAAGGAUAGUUGAAGAUGUUUUGGCGCAGGUUCAAUUUGGUAGGCCAUUCUUACUGAUUACAAGUACAAAUAUGGAUGUCAAAGUAUGGGUACUUACAAUAGAAUUUGAUGGUGAAGUUAUACAGUUUGAUAUGUUGAAUUCUAUAGAUAAGUACAGGGGGAAGAAGGUUAUGUUAAAUGACCCACCAUAA